This is a messenger RNA of Cucurbita pepo subsp. pepo (vegetable marrow), 1288 nucleotides long. RefSeq names its product deSI-like protein At4g17486. NCBI's taxonomy places the organism in Eukaryota, Viridiplantae, Streptophyta, Magnoliopsida, Cucurbitales, Cucurbitaceae. Gene Ontology annotation, biological process: protein deubiquitination. Gene Ontology annotation, molecular function: deubiquitinase activity. The record is from RefSeq and is a predicted model, not a curated record.
UCUUUCUUCGUUUUCCUCUUUUUCCUCUCAUUUCCUUUCUUGCCUUUCACUCUCGUCCAUCACACACCACCAUUUCCCAUUUCUCUCCGCCCUCUUCUCCUUCUCUCCCACCUUUCCGCCUUCCAUUUCCGCUCUCCGCCGCUCUCUCUCGCCGGAAAAAACAUAAAUGGCCUCUGCCCAUUAAUGCUUCUUACCAAAAUGCAAAACCCAUCUUUUUUCUAAACCAAAGGCAAAUUUCUUCUUCAUUUAUAUUGCCUCUCUCCCACUUCCGGUCACCGGAAACCGGCUGCCCUCUGUUCCAAGAGAUUGAAACUACAUGAAGUAUAUAUCAGAGAAGGGAUGGAAUUGUAUGAUACCUCUCCAUUUGAGGGGGGAAUCGAGCUCUCACUUUUGUAUCUUUUCGAAAAGGGCAUCGAGAUAUGGUCCAGGAAACACUCCAGUUUAUCUGAAUGUGUAUGACUUGACGACUGUGAAUGGGUGUGUUUACUGGGCAGGGGUUGGCAUAUAUCAUUCUGGGAUUCAAGUUCAUGGUGUGGAAUAUGCGUUUGGAGCUCAUGAGUAUCCGACGAGUGGUGUGUUUGAGGUUGAGCCUCGAUGUUGUCCGGGGUUUAAGUUUAGGAAGUCAAUUUUGAUGGGUACCACUUGCUUGGAUCCUGUUCAAUUUCGAGAGUUCAUGGAGCGUAAUUCUGCCAAUUACAAUGGCGAUAUGUACCAUUUGAUUGUUAAGAACUGCAACCAUUUUUGUGAGGAUAUUUGCUACAAGCUCACUGGGAAACACAUACCCAAAUGGGUGAAUCGGCUUGCCAGAAUAGGAUAUCUAUGUAACUGCAUGCUCCCCAAGGCUCUCAAGACUUCAACUGUUCCACACGACUCAAAUUUCCAAGGAUAUGACAACGAAAAGAAACGAUUACGAACGACUUUUGGUUGUUUCACGUCGAUUUCAAUGCAUCAACGCGAAGUUUCAAUGUCUUCAUUGUUUCUUCACUCUCACUAUAAAGGCUGUCUGCCACCAUGGGAGCUCAAAGGGACGAGAAGUCGUUCGAUGAAGGAACGCUGACAACAAACACUCCGCUUGCUUCUUUGCUGCCAUUUUUUCGAUCCAGGCGAGAGAUUUCGCCUCGUUUUGGCACAGAAGAUUUGCAGCUGGAAUAUUUGGUUCCCUUAAGUUCUAGAGUAUUCAUUGUGAAUGUGGUAGCACCACAGCAGUUCAUAGUAAUUCAAACAGACUGCACAAUCAUUUUUUCUUGUAUAUUUAGCUUCUUCUGGUUUUAUUAUAAAGUUUGUUCUU